GCGUAAAAACAAUCUAUUUUGUGUUUUUUUUUUUUUUUUAAUUCAAAAUAACUGUAAAUAAAAUUUUUUUAUUAUUCUGUCUUUGACUAACAACUUGUGAUGAUUUAAAAUACAUAAUAAUACAUAUACAAUGAAAAUUUUUCAUAAUAUUGUUAUAUAUUGAGAUGAGCAACAUUUGUUAAAUUUAAUUUUUGUGUUAUAAAAUAUAGUCAAUGUCACAGUCAUUGAUAGAUUUGAUUGUAAUAUAAUUGAUAUAAUUUAUUGAUAAUUAGGUCAAAUGUAAUUGUAGUUGCAUUUUGAAUAAAUUGUAGAAAUUAUAUAUGGAAAUAUGUAAUUAAGAUUAGAAUUAUAUAAAUUAUAGUUUGCGUCAUACAAAAACAAACUCUUUAUGAUAUAUAUAGAGAAGCUAGAGACAUUUGAAAAUGAAGAAAAUAUUUACUUGUUAUACAGUGUCUGUAAGAGAAAAUUAAAGUAACUGUUGUCCAUUAUAGAUAGACAUAUUUGAAAGCUCAUUCGAAGUUAAUAACGAAUGUUUGUUACAAACAAAAUAUGUUUGGAUCAUUGCGUAGCAAGUUUCAGACAGUGCAAGAAGGUAUAUCUGCUAGUAUACGAGGUCUAUCAACUACAGAACAUCCAAAGAGCAAAAAGUUUGUUAAUGUACGAAAUGUAAAUUACAAUGCAGGUGCAGAUAUAUUGCACCAUUUCCAAUUACAGUGGAAUGAGCUUCAUGAGCUUGCAGAGGAAAAUGCGGGAAAGGCUCAGCAAGCUGAUACGCUAAUAUCCUCUAUUUAUGACAAGCUUGAACAUGAAUGGAACAGUGUUACAUGUUUAAACAGCACUUUAGCCUAUAUUCCGAAGAUUAACAAUGCAAUUCAAGAUCUCAUGGACCAAAUAGGAAAUUUACAAGAAAUGUUUGAGGAAGUUGAAGGGGCUUUGUAUCGAUUGGAAGAUCUGAAUGAAAUGUUAGAUUUGCAAAGUAGACAGCUGGAUCAUAGAUUUCAGUUAGCUUUAUACAAAGAAAAGAGAUUGAUAGAAUUAAACGAUUUUAAAGCAAAACUGAGUAAGGAACACAUUGAGAGGGUUUCUCAACAUGAAUUAAACCAACAAAAAAAAUUAAAAGAACGACGGGAGACCUUUGAAGAAGCUUUCAAAGAGGACCUUGAAGAAUAUAAAGCAACUGGGUCUAUACCAAAACUGCCAGUUUCUUCACAAGGCCCAUCUUUGGACGAAAUAGUGUUAGACAUCGAUUCAAAGAUAUUUGAUGAAUUUUUAGAAAAUUAAAAGUAGAGAAUAAAUCAUGAAUGCGUGUAUUAUUAAAAGUUAUGAUCUUCUUUUCAAGAUGAAAUUAUAUGCAAUGAAAUGUAAUAUUCAACUGCAUUUCUUAUAAUUAGAUAUUAAGGCUGUGACUUGGACAAUUCAAGCUUUCUAAUAUGAAAGGACUUAUAAAAAUGAAAAAAUUACCAGAUAAAUGCUUCCAGAUUCUUAUAUAUCAAUGCCUAUAAACUGGUUUUUAAAUUCAUUAGAAUUUUAUAUAAUCCUUUUAUAGAUAUAAGUAUAUUUUGUUAUUGCACUAUGUAUUGUUCAACACUUUAAUUAAAGAGAAUCCGAUUUUGAUCCCGAUUAGAAAUUCAUAUAUAUAAACGUGUAGGUACGAGAAAAAAAGAUUUUGUUAAAUUUUUUAAAUAUUGUAUCGUGUUUAAAUAAAUCGAUUAAUAAUCUUAAUCACACAUUUGCGUAAGUUAAUUUUUCAUGUUUGGCUUAAAUUUGAUAGUUUUAUCAAUUAGUUUGGUAAAAGAAAAAGUCAUCGUAGCGCCAUACAGUGGGAAAUCGUGACACUAUCGUAUAUGUGGCACUAUAUCAAUAUCAAUGUUUUAAUUCACAAACCUGAAUUAAAAAGCUGAUUAAAAGAGAAAUAUUUAUCAGUCAAAAGCUAAAUAAUAGAUCUUCUUUUAGGGGGAGUCGACAAGUAAACAAACAGUUAACGUACAAUGGACCCGCGUUUUCAGAGAAGAAGGAGAAAGGAGAUAUUCUAUGACAAAUUUCAGAGAGGCUUUGUAAAUACUUGUAUUGGUGUCACAGUAAUCAGCAGCCUUUUUCUCGGUUAUAAAGUAUAUGAAUACUUUCGAUAUGUUCGACCUUUGCAUUUGGCACAAAAAAAGUUGGCCCAGGAUGAGCUUUUGCUUGAAGGUAGAAGCAUAGAAGUAGAAUCAUCAACGUAGGCUGCAAUGUUACGCAGCUAAUAUAAGCAAUUCUUUGAUAUAAAAUUGAAGGAAAAAUAGAAAAGUUAGAUAUAUGAAAAAAUAAUGUAUGAAGUAAUGUACUUCCAAGGAUAAGAAAUAGUUGUAUACUUGUAUACUGUAAAUAAACUUAACAUAUACAUAUUA
Molecule: messenger RNA, 2384 nt
Organism: Cataglyphis hispanica
Lineage: Eukaryota; Metazoa; Arthropoda; Insecta; Hymenoptera; Formicidae
Gene: Dysb
Product: dysbindin protein homolog
Exons: 6
Coding region: 550-1281 (243 amino acids)
Biological process (GO): negative regulation of protein kinase activity
Cellular component (GO): cytoplasm
Source: RefSeq, a predicted model, not a curated record